Salvia splendens (bonfire salvia) is the source of this 1736-nucleotide messenger RNA. RefSeq lists its product as uncharacterized. The transcript is spliced from 5 exons. The record is from RefSeq and is a predicted model, not a curated record. NCBI's taxonomy places the organism in Eukaryota, Viridiplantae, Streptophyta, Magnoliopsida, Lamiales, Lamiaceae. Bases 179 to 1540 code for a protein of 453 amino acids.
UCAAUCACAACAGUGUUUACAAAUUGUAAGGCUGCAUGACCACACUCUCACAAUAGUAUUUUUUGUAGCCCACUUUCAAUCAUCCGAUUCGCGGUUCGUUGCAUAUUCACUCAUGAUUGGAAAAAAGGCAACUUGUUCCAACUUUCCGGUAAUCAUUUGAGCUGAUUUGGAGGUGAAGAUGCUUUGUGCUUUAGAAUGCGUAGCUAUCAUUCUAUUGUUAUCUGUUUCUCAUACUACUUUGCAAGCCAGUGGAAAUGAGAUCAAAACCGAUGUGUUUCUGUCGCCUAAAUUCGAGCUAGGGCCAGGAUCAGUUGCAGAUAAAUUCUACUAUGGGAUUGAUUUCCCGACAGGCCAUAUUGCUAUCAAGAGCUUCAAUGCCGAAGUGGUCGACGACAAAGGGAAAUCGGUCCCCCUUCACGAAACCUAUCUCCAUCACUGGGUAGUUGUAGGUUACUAUAAAAGGAAAGGGGAAAAUGCUCUGGAGCGCUUUGGUGAGUCGGGAUUGUUGCAAUCAGACUCUACUCUCAUUAGAAAUAGCGGGAUGUGUGAUCACGGCCUCGUGCAGUAUUUUGGGCUCGGGUCUGAGACUCGAAGGACAGCUACUGACGUCCCGGAUCCUUAUGGCAUUGAGGCUGGGAAUCCAGCGGACGUGCCUGCUGGACACGAGGCGCGAUGGAUGCUCAAUGUGCACGCGAUUGACACUCGCGGUGCUGUGGACAAGCUGGGCUGCACCGAGUGCAGGUGCGAUUUGUACAACGUGACUGCAGAUGGAAACGGUGAGGCAAUGCCGGUGGAUUAUAUUGGUGGCUUGAAAUGCUGCCAUGAUGGGGUUAGAUGCAGAGUUAAGCGAGGGUUUAGGGGUGAGAGACGAAGCCUCUACUUGAGGUACACGGUCACGUAUAUGGACUGGGAUGCAUCCAUCGUGCCUGUGAAAAUUUAUAUACUCGACGUCACUGACAUAUGGAGAAAGGCAGAUGAAUCCACAGGGCUCAAAGCUACACAUCGUUGCUUGAUUGAGUAUGAUGUCGAACCUUGCCCCUUUGGCGCGGAGAAUGAUGGAUGCAUUCAUACCAAAAGCCUAACUAUUAGCUUACCAACCGGUGGUGAUGUUAUCUACGGUGUUGGACAUCAGCACGCGGGAGGCUUUGGUUCAACUCUUUUCAGGGAGGGAGGAAACGUCAUAUGCUCAUCGGUUCCAACUUAUGGGACUGGACACGAACCUGGAAACGAGGCUGGCUACAUUGUCGGGAUGUCCACCUGUUAUCCUUCACCGGGCAGUGUCAAGAUUUCGGCAGGGGAGACACUAACUCUUGUGUCUAACUAUAGCAGUUCACAGAGACACACAGGAGUUAUGGGACUGUUUUACAUCUUGAUUGCUGACUCGUCAGCGAACACGGGUGCAGUCCAGCAUUCUCCAGCACAAGUGCGUAUGAAUACGAUGGCAUCCUAUCUUGGUUGGCCUUUUGAACUGUUUGGAGUUGGUCUCGUUGUGGCUCUCGUGCUUAUUUACAGUGGUCGGAAUGGGUACGAAGAAAUAUAACGGAACGAGUGCUUCGUCUACAUUUGGUGAAUAAGUUGUUUAGAUGUAUGCUUAUUGUUGAUUCAUGAUAAAGGUUUCAUGUAUUGUAUUCUGAUACUGAAAAAUAUAAUAACCUGGCCCUUAUUACAGAAUUGAAAUUUGAAAUACAUGAAGUGAUAUAAUAUAAGAGAUCUUCUAUAAAAUGGACUAUAGUAAA